AGCAUUUUCAGGAACCGGUCUCAUGACGGAGCUGAGCCUGAAGCCUGAAGGCGCUCUGAUAGUGAGAGGGCAGUAACAACAGUAAGUGACUUCUUAAGUGACUUCUCAAGGACCAACUUCUCUUGCAAGGAAACGGAAGCAGCCCUCCUUCUACUGUUCGGUGAAAGGGCAGGCACGAUGCUACCGGGCGACAGGAAUCUUCAAGCGUUGCUUACGGGGCGGGAGGUUGGUGGCUAUGAUGCUUCUGGACCUCACUCGAUCAGGGGGGCGGUCCAGAUGCAUGAGGCCCUGGUUCGCCGCUUAACCCUCGAUUCAACCCUAGAGGGUCACACGGGCUGUGUGAACUCCAUCGCAUGGAACAAGUCGGGCUCCUUGCUGGUCUCCGGUUCGGAUGACACCCGCGUGAACGUGUGGGACUACGGCUCCCGCCGGUUGCUGUACAGCGUCGAUUCGGGCCACUCCGCAAACAUUUUCUGCACACAGUUCAUGCCGGAGUGCAACGAUGAGAUCAUCGCAUCCGGUGCUGGAGACGGCGAGGUCCGCAUCCACCGCCUCAACCGUGGGGGAACCGAGUCGCAGGGCGGGGUGCGCGUGCUAGCGUGCCACACGCGGCGCGUGAAAAAGCUAGCGGUGGAACCGGGCAAUCCGUAUCUGGUGUGGAGCGCCUCCGAAGAUGGAACAUUGCGUCAGCAUGACCUGCGCGAGCGGGGGCCGUGCCGGCAGGGCUUUCAGGACGAGUGUCGCAGCGUGCUGCUUGAUCUCCGGGGGGCCAUGAAGCGCUCCCUGGCCGCCCCCCCCCGCCACUGCCUCGCGCUCAAGAGCUGCGCCAUCCACCCGACCAGACCCAACCACAUUCUCGUGGGGGGAAGUGACGCCUUCGCUCGCCUGUACGACCGCCGCAUGCUUCCCACCCCCUCCUCCAUGUGCCGAGAUGCGCACCCUGUCCCCGCCCCCCCCUGUGUCUGCUACUACGCCCCAGCGCACCUGGCAGAGGCGACGAAGCAAGGCCUCCACCUGACCCACGUGACUUUCAACCCCCAAGGCACGGACGUUCUGCUGAGCUACAGCGGAGAACACGUGUACAGAAUGCCCGCAAUUCCAGGUAACCCCAGUUCUGUGUACCGGGCACCCAACGUGGCCAGCAAGACAGUCCUUCCCAUGCCCGAGAACGGCAUCUCCGGGCACGCAACUCCCGAGCUGGAUCGUAGCGGAGAAUCAGUAGAGGCCGCGACAGGAGGGCAAGCUUCCUUGGCGUUUAAGCGGUACCUCCGCUGCGAACAGAAGCUGGCGUCCGCAAGUGAGCGCCUCUCCGACUCGAGCGGUCCAGAAAACUGCACCCGAGUGAUCGAGGAGCUAUCGGAGGUGCUGGAAGGAAAAGGCCUUGGCCCAAGCAUCGUCGGCCCGGGGCUGAGGCACGACUGCCUGUGCACUCGCGCGGCAGCCCUGACGAAGCGCGGGUGGCGCAACGACGCGCACAUGGCCCUGCGCGACUGCAACUCCGCACGGGUUAUGGACGCAUACAGCGUGCCGGCGCACCAGCGGACGUCCGAGGCCCUGCUGCAGCUUAAGCGGUACCGGCAGGCGCUGCAGUUUGCCGAGCGGGCGCACCAGUUGGACCCCGCUAACCCCGGGUUAGCGGAGCUGGUUGUGCUGACUGCGGGGAGGGUUAGGGAAGCCUCAGAGGAACGCCGGCGGCGGCAGCGCAACAACGGAGAGCAGGGGAUCCCCCACGAGAACGGUUCGGGGAUGAGGACACGUGUCCGCUUGCGGGACUGGCUGGUCGGAGAGGACGGGCCGAUUGACCAAAUGGAAGAGGAAGACGAGUACGACGACAGAGAGGAAAGCGGCAGUGGGCACGACUCGGAAGACACGCCGAGCGUGGCCGAAGAAUCCGACGGCAACAUGGACUCCAGCUUCGAGGGCGACUUUCUCGGUAGCAGCACAGCCCCGGAGGCCUCCCACCCUCCCAUGCGAGGGCCUGGCACGCUGCCACGUGGCGACUUCCAAUUUGCCAGCAGCUCGAGCCCCCCGUCGACCACCAGUGAAGACUCCGGCGCCGGUUGUCGGCGGCUUGGCGGCCCGGGAGCAAGCUUGCCCGUGCCGGCGAUGCCGUCAUCUUACCCCGAGAUGACGUCACCAGGCUUCGGUAUGACGCCACCUAGCCCCGGGCUGACGUCACCCUUCCAGCAGGCCAGCCUAGGUCUAGUGGAUAGCCCGGUGUCGGUCCUCGACUUGGAGGGUAGGGGGAACGGGGGCCGUAAGGAUCAAACGGGCGAGAGGAUGGGUCCCGAAGCGCGCGCGGAAAGCGAGGGGAGCCGCGGGAGCGAGGGGCACCGGCGGGCCCUGUCGGGCGGGUCGGCGGGCUCUAGCGGGCGGAAAAGCAGCCGCGAGCGGCUGGACGAGGCCUCCGGCGAGGCCCACAACACAAAGUCCGCGCGGCGGAAAGUACUAGAUGCGGAGGAAUACGCGCUCGAUAUGGUGCAGCGUUACGUGGGGCACUGUAAUACGGGGACGGAUAUCAAGCAGGCGAGUUUCCUCGGGGGGGGCGGGGAGUUUGUCGCGAGCGGAAGCGAUGACGGGCGGUGGUUCGUGUGGGAGGCGCGCACGGGGCAGCUCGUGAAGGUGCUGGCGGGGGAUGAGAACGUGGUGAAUUGCGUGCAGGCGCAUCCGUACGACUGCGCGGUCGCGACGAGCGGGAUCGACGACACGAUCAAGAUUUGGUCCCCGCUCGCGGAGAACCCGUCUUCCGUUUCGGGCGGCGUCGCCGGCCCCCAGCCGUUGGAUACGGUCCAAGUAAUGGCGGAGAAUCAGAAAAGCAUGUGGCGGCCACGCGUGGUGGGUCUACCCAUGGAGCUGCUACAGCGGCUGCGGGUCGCAGGGGACGCGGAGGGGGGAGUGCAUAGAAUAGAAUGUGCGCAGAGCUGACGUAGAGCAAGAGUCGGUUAUCAGGGUAGGUUGCGGGGCGAAAUGCCGCCCUGCGGGGUGGGAAAGGUGUGUGCACGUGUACAGAGAGGAGCUUCGUAGCUGCCUUUGAAAAAGAGGACAAUUUGAGGAGCAAAGCUUGCUCUGCAUAGGGUCAGGUUUCUACGUUUACUCGGUGAGACCGCUCGUUUGAGCGGCUUCGUUAUAAUCACUCGUCUGAAGGUACGCUUCACGUUUUGCCAUAAAGUGGUUGUCCAUGUGAAAAAUGAGGGUGUACAAGCUGUU
Klebsormidium nitens is the source of this 3207-nucleotide messenger RNA. NCBI's taxonomy places the organism in Eukaryota, Viridiplantae, Streptophyta, Klebsormidiophyceae, Klebsormidiales, Klebsormidiaceae. The record is from the annotation of a GenBank genome assembly.